GGGUGUGUCAGGUUGUUAGAAUCACAGCUAAUAUCAACAUAGUUUAAGCUAUGAGUAAUGGCUAUCUGUGCGUGUGUGUAUGGAUUUUAAUAUUGUCUUUGCAAGUAAAGAAUUAAAUUGUUCAUCUUAAUAUCGUGAUUCAAAUUUCAAUUUUAUACGUGGCUGCGUGAAAUUUAAGUUGAAUUGAAUAGUUACAUUUUUUAUUAGUCCAAAGAGGAUGUAAUAUUCCGGAAAGUAAUAGAUCAUGACGUAAUUCAUGUCAGUUUCCAGGAUAUUUCAGAAGUAAACAGUGAAGAAACAUGAGAUCAGAAUCUGGAACAGACCAUCAUGGCUCCAUGCUGCUCACACAUGAUGAAAAUGAACAGAUAUAUCGUCUGUUGGGCAAUAGGUGUCAGACACUGGCCACAGGAGUUGUGCAGUUGUUUGUGACAGACCCACCCGAUCACUCAGCCUGGAGACGUAGUGACGCAGGCGUCUUGUGCUUAGUGAAGGACAAUCAGCGACGCUCGUAUUUCUUCCGUCUCUACUGCCUGACCAGGUGUCAGAUGGUGUGGGAACAUGAAUUAUACAAUAGUAUGGAUUACAAAUGUCCAAAGAUGUGGUUACACACGUUUGAAGGAGAGGAGUGUAUUGUGGCCUUCAAUUUUGCCAGCGAAGAUGAAGCGAGGUGCAUAAAGAUUGUUCUUAAUGAAAAGUUAGAAGCGAGGAAGCAACGCCGGCUUGAGCGACGAUCACGGUCUUCCAUGCAGCCAUCUCACAAAUCGGUGUCGUCAGGACACGGAGGAAAUUUGACUGGAAGUCACAUGGGCAGUUCCAGUCACCUGGCUAACGGUUCGUUGCUACCAUCUCCAAGGCAACAGCAUCGCACUAAAACAAGUGGCAAGAAGAAAGAUAAGGAUUCGAAACGUCGGCUUACGAAAGCAGAUAUUGGCUUACCAAAGGACUUCCGUCAUGUAUCACAUGUUGGCUGGGACCCAAACAAGGGCUUUGAUUUGGAUAAUGUUGAGGAUCCACAACUGAAGCUAUUUUUCGAUAAGGCUGGAGUGUCGGACAGUCAGCUUCAAGACCGUGAAACACGGGAGUUCAUAUAUGACUUCAUCAAUCGUCAUGGCGGACUUGAUGCUGUGAAAGAUGAGGUGGUUUACCCUCAGGCUCCACAGCCACCAGUGGGACCGCCUCCGGUGCCUGCGCGAUCUGCCCCUAUCAGCAAUUUCCAGUAUCAGGCUAGAUCUGUUUUGUUCAGCCUGUUAGGUCUUAUUUUAAAUAAAAAAAUGUACCCAGAUUUCCGUGAUUCGUUGUGGGUUUUAUCUUACGCUUUUGAUACCUUUUGGACCGGGAGCCACAUUCAGGUCACAGGUACUAUUUACACUCCAGAGUUACACAUUUUAAGCAUUAUUAAUAUACUCGUGUACUUUUUAGGAGGACCGCCGCCCCCUCCUCCUCCACCUCCCACGUCGACUCCCCCGCCUCUUGUGUCCGUGUCAGCAGCAGAUUCCAACGGGCAUUCGGCAUCAGGGGCAAAUGACCCUAGGUCAGCUCUGCUCGAGUCUAUUCGCAGUGGCAGGGCACUUAAGCACGUGGAUGUUGAUGGUAAACGAUCCUCGAGUGCCAGUGAUUCUCGUGGUGAAUUGUUGGACCAGAUUCGUCAAGGAAUUGAACUGAAAUCUGUUCAGCCCACGCCAAAACCUUCGAUGAACAGUGCCCCUGAGGACACCCUCGCAGGCGCGCUGGCAAGAGCCCUGGCCGAGCGUUCUCGGGCCAUUCACUCGGACACUAGCGGCAGCAGCGACGACGACGAUAAUGACGACGAAGACGAUGAGUGGGAAGACUAACAGAUUUUUGUAUGGUAUUGAAGGAAAUAUAUGUACAGCGGAACGUUUUCUGGAAUUCGAGGUCCCAGAAUUAAUACAGUAAACGAUUACCAGUGAACUGUCGCGAUAAAAGUCGACGCUGUUUUGAAAUUAUUUCUCUGCUCCCCUUUCUCUAAUUUGCAUAUUUGCGUAGUGGCAUUACUCUGCAAGAAAAGUGACUUGCAGCAUAAAUAUUACUUGUGUAGUUUAAGUGAUCAGGAGGGAGGAGUUUAGCGCGGCACGAACUGAUGCGACGCGUUUUUCAUAAGAAAAUUAUAAAAUAACAUGGCCUGUCUAUUUAAAAUAGUAAGGAAGUAAAUCUUUGUUACGAGCAUUGAUUCAAUAAAAGCAUUGCUACUUA
This is a messenger RNA of Zootermopsis nevadensis, 2211 nucleotides long. The record is from RefSeq and is a predicted model, not a curated record. Lineage: Eukaryota; Metazoa; Arthropoda; Insecta; Blattodea; Termopsidae.